UCCAACCAUGACAUCCCCAGUUGUCACCGUGCUGCUCGUCGGGAUUGGCUGCCUGGCCUUCGUCCACGUGGCCAGGUCGGAGUGCUGCACCUCCAGGGAGGAGGUGAAGUACAAGAUGGACAGGGGCGACUGCGAGGACGUGGGCGGCAGUGGCGACUAUCCGCUCAAGUGCGAAGUGACGAUCUGCGCCGAUGGCGUCGCCCAGGUGGGCACCUACUGCGGCCAGGGAUCGUGCAACAUCUUUGGCUGCCACUGCGAUGGCGGCUGCCUGACCGGCGAUUGGUCCGAGGAGUUUGUGAGGAAGAACCAGGCAUACGGAAUCCACAUCGUUGAAGUCAGGAGGAUACCCAUUUAGCUCCUUGCCCUUAUCACAUUUGCAACCAAUAAAAGCAAGCUUUAAUUGCAAUCGUAGCUGCUAA
Drosophila erecta is the source of this 419-nucleotide messenger RNA. Its product is annotated as protein Diedel. Bases 8 to 355 code for a protein of 115 amino acids. The record is from RefSeq and is a predicted model, not a curated record. The transcript has a single exon. Lineage: Eukaryota; Metazoa; Arthropoda; Insecta; Diptera; Drosophilidae.